This is a messenger RNA of Triticum aestivum (bread wheat), 2310 nucleotides long. RefSeq names its product wall-associated receptor kinase 2-like. Bases 1 to 2310 code for a protein of 769 amino acids. The record is from RefSeq and is a predicted model, not a curated record. Lineage: Eukaryota; Viridiplantae; Streptophyta; Magnoliopsida; Poales; Poaceae. Gene Ontology annotation, biological process: protein phosphorylation; cell surface receptor signaling pathway. Gene Ontology annotation, cellular component: plasma membrane. The transcript is spliced from 3 exons. Gene Ontology annotation, molecular function: polysaccharide binding; ATP binding; protein serine/threonine kinase activity.
AUGGCGCUGACCAGCUCGGCAACAGCGUUGGCAGCAGUGCUGCUGCUGGCGUUGCAGCUCCCUGCAGCGGCGGCGGCCGACGUGCCUCCACCGCCUAACAGCUGCACCCGCAUGUGCGGCAACGUGAGCGUGCCGUACCCGUUCGGCGUCGGCCCGGCCGAAUGCUACUGGCCGGGCUUCAACCUCACCUGCCACACGAGCGGUCGGGAGGAGGCGCCAAGGCUGCUGCUCGGCGACGGCACCCUCCAAGUGGCGGAGAUCUCCAUCAAAAACAGCACGGUGCGCGUCAUGCGCGCCGGCGAUGUAGAAGUCGACGCUGCCGGCAACGGCUUGUUCGGCUGCGGCCUUGCGGACGACGGCCCCUACACGCUGUCUAACUCUAGCGAGCUCGUCGCAGUUGGUUGCAACGUGUAUGCGAUACUCCAAGAGAAGAACAAGCUCACCAUGCUGAGCGGUUGUGCCUCAUUCUGCGACGAAGUCUUCGUCGCAGACAAUGCGACUGCGAUUUAUCUGGAGGAACGAGGGAGUUCCCCCGGAACCAAAUACAACAUGGGCAGCUGCCAGGCGCCCCUCAUCCCCGCGCACUACGUCGGGAAUGGCGUUCCGGGCCAGGUGAGGUUAAAAUAUUUCGGUUCGAACGGCAGCAUCUACAAAAUGUUGCGGGCGAUGGUGUUCGUCGCGGAGCAGGGGUGGUAUCCUCCGUUAGAAAUGGACUAUCAUAGACCAGAUAAGAUGGCAGUUCCAUUUCUUCUGGACUGGCUGAUCGUUGCCCCAGGUCGGCUGGCUAGCGCGGAGUUGACCGACGGCAGGUGCACCUCGGUCGAAGCCCGCGACGUCUGCAAGAGCAGCGAAAGCAGCUGCCGGAAACCUACUAGAGGCUAUAUUUGCUCUUGCCGGCAUGGUUACCAAGGCAAUCCUUACAUCACCGACGGGUGCCAAGAUAUCAACGAGUGCGACUUCCCUGCAAAAGACACCGAGUGCUAUGGCGAAUGUACCAACACACAGGGAUCUUUCGAGUGUCGUUGCCCGCAAGGAACCAUUGGCAACCAUGCCCUGCCCAAUGGCUGCAUCGAACCCGCCAAGCAGCCUGCAAAGCCCAGAAACACAGGUUUAAGCACCGGAAUAGGAGUUGGCAGUGGGGCAAGUGUUAUUGUCUUUAUUGUCAUGGUAUUUUUCAUGAUGCAAAAGUAUAAACACCAAAGGGCAACAAAAUUGAGACAUAAAUUCUUUGAGCAAAAUCGUGGUCAAUUGUUGCAACAAUUGGUAUCUCAGAGAGUUGAUACUGCAGAAAGAAUGAUCAUAAGUUUGGAAGAGCUAGAGAAGGCAACGAACAAUUUUGACAAAUCUCGUGAGCUUGGUGGCGGCGGGCAUGGUACCGUCUACAAAGAGAUUUUAUCGGAUCUCCAUGUAGUUGCCAUCAAGAAGCCUAAGGUGGUGGUGCAGAAAGAGAUUGGUGAGUUUAUUAAUGAGGUUGCUAUCUUGUCCCAAGUCAACCAUAGAAAUGUUGUAAAACUCUAUGGUUGUUGCCUUGAAACAGAGGUCCCAAUGUUGGUCUACGAGUUUGUAUCCAAUGGGACCCUUUAUGAUCACCUUCAUGCCAGGUCAUUGUCGUGGGACGACAGGCUACGCAUAGCCACUGAAACAGCCAAAUCUCUUGCUUAUCUUCACUCGUCCGUCUCAAUACCUAUCAUCCAUAGAGAUAUCAAGUCUGUUAACAUACUUUUGGAUGAUACUUUAACAUCAAAGGUAGCGGACUUUGGAGCUUCAAGGUACAUUCCAAUGGAGCAAUCAGGGGUAACAACAAUGGUGCAAGGUACAAUAGGAUAUUUAGAUCCUAUGUACUUCUACACAUCACGCCUCACGGAUAAGAGUGAUGUUUAUAGCUUUGGUGUCAUUCUUGUAGAACUGUUGACUCGAAAGAAGCUCUUUUCAUACAUGUCCUCUGGAGGUGAUAGCCUUGUUGCAAAUUUUGUUACCCUGCUUGCAGAAGGCAGCUUAUUGCAGAUAUUAGAUCCACGAGUGAUCGAAGAGGGAGGCAUAGAAGUUGAAGAAGUGGCUAAGCUUGCGGUAACAUGUGUGAAAAUUAAAGGAGAGGAUCGUCCAACCAUGAGGCAAGUGGAAAUGACACUAGAAUGCCUUCAAACAUCCACGGACCAUGUUCUAGAUGGUCAGGUGGCCGAGGAAUUUGAGAGGGGUGGCGUUGCAAUAAUUCCACCAUCAACUAAUAGUGCCGAAAGGAACAAUGAUGAUUCAACAAGACAAUACAGCUUAGAAGAUGAGUUUAUGUUAUCCUCAAGGUACCCUCGGUAG